Molecule: messenger RNA, 5028 nt
Organism: Scleropages formosus (Asian bonytongue)
Lineage: Eukaryota; Metazoa; Chordata; Actinopteri; Osteoglossiformes; Osteoglossidae
Product: LON peptidase N-terminal domain and RING finger protein 3-like
Exons: 13
Coding region: 191-2470 (759 amino acids)
Molecular function (GO): protein binding; ubiquitin protein ligase activity
Source: RefSeq, a predicted model, not a curated record
UUUCAUAGACUCCGCGUCUGUGGACGAUGGAUCCAGAGUGGAGCGCGCAGCGGCACCGAGGGACCGGAGCGAGGAUGAGGACGAGAGGAGCAGCGCCGCGCGCCCUGCUGCCGCCUCCUUGCGCCCACGAUCACUGACCAGGAUCCACCCUUAAACAAUCACACACACGCACACGCGCCACACGUGGGACAUGAUGGACUCGGACAGCGCCGUCAUGCUGGAACUGGCCGCCCAAGCCUUCCGGGCGCGCAACUUCGAGCUCGCCGCCGAGAUCUACGAGUGUCAGCUGCAGAGUCCCGGCGACGCGGGAGCGCGCGCGGAGCUGGCGCUGAGGCGCGCUGACGCGCUGGCGUGCGCGGGCCGCCUCGCCGACGCCUUCGACGCGUACCGCGCGGCCGCGCGGCCGGAGGGGCUGCGGCCGGAGCGGCUCGAGAAGCUGCUCGAGUGUCUGGCGGACAGCGUGCGCAGGAAAGAGGGGCUCCCGGCGCGGGGGCGCGCCUCCGACCCGUUCGCCUGCGCCGCGUGCCUGGGCUUCCUGUGCGAGCCCGUGACCCUGCCGUGCGGACACUGCGUGUGCAGAAAGUGCCUGGAGAGGGAGAGGAGGCCGGUGCGCUGCCGGGGGUGCCGGCGGGGCUGCAGCAGCAGCCGGGGCUGCCGGGAGAGCUGUGCGAGCUGUGCGGACAGGUGCGGCUCCGCCGUGCCCGACGCGCACCGGUACCGCGUGAACGUGGUGCUGAGCCACCUGCUGUCCAAGUGGUUCCCGUCGCAGACGCGCGCCGUGCAGCUGCGCCUCGAGGGCAACGCGCUCUUCGCGGACAAGCAGCCGGACGCGGCGCUGCGCAAGUACGACGAAGCCAUACGGCUGGCCCCCAGGGACCAUGUGCUGUUUAGUAACCGCUCUUUGAUCAACGCCAGUCUGAAGAAGUUCGACGAGGCCCUGAGCGACGCGGAGAUGGCGUGUGAACUCCAGCCUCAUUGGUUAAAGGGACAUUUAAGGAAAGCUCAGGCGCUCGGCAGCUUGAGGAGGGCGGAGGAGGCUUUGACGGAAUACCUGUUGUGCAUCGCCUUGGAGCCGGAGAGCAAACUGGCCAAGUCCGAGGCGCUCAAGCUGCUGAGCGACCUCUUUGCUCCGGUGCCCGAUCGUGUGCAGGAGAGGAUCCCCGACUGCAGCAGCCUGCUGUCCUCCAGAGCCAGGAUAAAGGGAAGCGCAACCGGCACCUCGACCCCCCGCGGGAUCGCCGUCGCUCCUCGCCCCUACAAGGAGUGUAAGACGAGCGAAGAGGCACAAGCAAACGCACGAGACAAACCGCAGUCACCGGCGACGUUGGGCCUCGCCGAGGAGGGGGCGACGAGGACCCCCCGCAGCUGGCCGAAGGGUGAAGACGGAGGCCGGUCCAGCGGGUUCCACCCUGCCCUGGUCGACCGGAGCCUCCUUCCCAAGCGCAAGCACGGCUCGGUGGAGGAAGGCCAGCCGGGGGUCGAGGGCGGAGCCUGCAAGCGCGCCAAGACGGAGAGCUCCCGGAAAGACGCUGCAGCCUCCUGGUGCGCGGUUCGGAGGGAACUCGUCGACGCCGCUGACCUGGACUGCUCGCUCUGUAUGAGGCUCUUCUAUGAGCCCGUCACCACGGCGUGCGGCCACACCUUCUGCCUAAAAUGCCUCGAGCGCUGCCUGGACCACAACUCCCAGUGUCCCCUCUGCAAAGAGGAUCUCUCCGAGUAUCUGGCACAGAGGCGGUACUGCAAAACGUUCCUGAUGGAGGAGCUCAUAGCCCAGUACCUCCCGGACGAGCUGGUCGAAAGACAGAAGGCGAACGAGGAGGAAAUUGCUGAGCUCUCCAACCUGAACAAGAACGUGCCUAUAUUCGUGUGCACCAUGGCCUUCCCCACUGUGCCCUGUCCGCUGCACAUCUUCGAACCCUGCUACCGCCUCAUGAUCCGCAGGUGCAUGGAAACCGGCACCAAGCAGUUCGGCAUGUGCCUCGGCGACUCCGUCAAAGGGUUUGCGGAUCACGGCUGCAUCCUGGAAAUCCGGAACGUGGAGUUCUUUGCGGACGGCCGCUCCGUCGUGGACACGAUCGGCAGGAGGCGUUUCAAGGUGGUCCGACACAGCCAGAGGGACGGUUAUAAUACGGCCGACAUCGAGUACCUGGAGGACGAGAAGGUGGAGGGCGAGGAUGAGGCCGAACUGCGGAAGCUCCACGACGCCGUGUACGAUCAGGCUCUGGUCUGGGUGAACUCCCUGAAGGCGGAGCAGAAGCAGCGCAUCAUGGGCCACUUCGGGCCCAUGCCCGAGAAGGAUCCGGAGCCGCAGACGAGCCCCAACGGCCCCUCCUGGUGCUGGUGGCUCCUGGCCGUCCUGCCUCUGGAGGGCCGCGCCCAGCUGGCCUUCCUCUCGCUCGCGUCCCUCAAGGAGCGGCUGAGCGGGAUCCGCAGAGUCCUCCUCUUCAUGUCCCGCAACCGCUCCCGGUGACGGCGGACGGGGCCCCGCCCGAGCACUGGACCGCUUUCCCAUCUUCUCAUCAGACCAAAACAGAUGCAGCCUUGUGUGGCCGCUGUCCGGCUGCACGCACUCUUUUCGGCAAGAAGGUCCGAUGGGCUAAAGACGGAGCCGCGCCGAACGAGUCCCUCCUGCUUUCUUGAGCUGCCGCUCGAUGGCACAAACCCCUCUGCGAAAGCAAUGAAAAUACUUCCAGAAAUAGGAAAUUCUCAAGGUCGUAACAUGUUACUGGGCUAUAAAACCCCCAGCGGCUGCACGGAAACGCAAUGGAGGGAAGAAACGAACGAGGAGGAGAGACGUAUUUUCUCGUCAACCUUUGAUUUGAGAAAGGGAAACGGGCCGGCGCUUUGCACAGUAAGGCGACAAGCCAGCGCUAUUAACGCGCUCCCAAACGAAGGGCUGUCUUCGUUAGUCGCUGCCCGACGCCCUCCGGAGAUCCGGUCCCGGUUUCGUCCGCCGCGGAGGACGCGUUUUCGAGCGCGUCCCCGAACGUGGCGGCGCAAGCGGCGAUAAGUCUUAAUGCGCCUCGCGGAGGAGGAUCCGCGACCGGAGCGACGGCACGUGUUCGAGGGAGGCUUUUGGACCGCUUCCUAGAAAUCCUAGGAAUAAACCCGAAAACGUUCUUUUGCCGGGUCUCAGGCGGUCGCUCUUCUGCGUUUUUGCCAAACCCUUUCGGAACACGUCGAGAGGGUUCGAGGAGUCUCGUCCGACGCUUUUCACGUUAAGCGGUCCGGGGGCCCGACCCAUAGAGGACCGUUCUGCCGUCUGUCUGCCUGCGAAACCUUUCUUUCUUUGCUCAUCUGCUUUAUAAGAGGUUUAAAGCGGCGAGCGAUGAGCGGCGAAAAGGCCAAGAAGCUGAAACGCUGCGAGGUCUUUACUGUCCGAUCUGAUGUUUACACUAGAACGAAGUGUCCAAAAAAGGGAAGCGGUAGCUGCGGAUGAUUAUUGACACGGAGCGUAGAAAGGCCCGGGACGGCCGCCGCACGGCUGCGCGUGGACCGACCGUCCGGUCCAGUCCCAUGUGGGCACUCUGGGUUCCCUGGGGCCCGUGGCCGAGGUGACCCGCCGCCACCUCUCGGCCUUCUUCAUUUGCACUAAACGGGGGGCGACUCCCGGUCCUCCGCUCCGACGCGACCGAACAAAACCGUCCGGGGUGGGGGGGGGCGAACGGACCGUGCCGCCGGACCCGCUCCGGUUCCGGUUGAAAUUAAAGAAGCUUUUUGGCGUUCGAGCUUCGCGCCCCCGCCAAACCUUUAACGAAGCCCUUGGAAAGCGGAGGCCGAUCGCUGGGAAGCGCAGCUCCGCCACGUUCGCAACUUUCUUUCUCGCUCUGUGAACAUCUCGUGCCUUACGCUCGAUAUCUUCCAUGUCACCGGUACCAUGCAAUAACUCAGUAGAUGGUAGCAGAUCCCUUAGUCGAUAGGGAAUUAUUUUCUGUCUUAAAUCCGAGAGAAAGCUUAACGAUUUCCGCCUCUCCACUUUCGGAGGCACGAGAGCCAAUCUAACGAUAUUAUUCGCUAAAUACGCGUGCAAUGGAAAGCGGAAGCGGAAGCGGCGAUGGAUUUUUACUGUGGUAAACGAGACAACGGCUAGUGGUACUUUUGCUUUAAAAAAGGCGUAAUCUUCAGCGAAAAAGCAAUAGUGUGAAAUAUUGUGAAAUUGGUCUUAUGUGUACAGAUAACGCUGGAGAUCCUGUUAUUGGAGCUGGAAAUGUCAGGAAGAGCAACAUGUAGUAGUAAUAAUAAUAAUAAUUCUGAUUAUUAUUCUGAAAUGUGAUAACAAUAAUAGUGAUAAACUUUACAGAGCACCUUUAAGAGCAGCAUCUCAAAGCACUUUACAGUUUAAAAAAAAAAAAAAAAAAAAAAAAGAGUGAUGUGACGGGAAGGUAAAUGGGCCAAGUUCAAACUGUGCGUUAACCAACUUCCAAGGUGAUGUGUUCCUGACGUUUCCAAACUCCGUUAUGCAACGCUGCACUCGGUUCUCUAAGUUGACCUACCUCUCUGACAUGUGCAUUUAGUUCUUCCGCUGCGAAUACUAAGGAGAGAAGAAAAAAAAAAAAAGACAUUUUGAUCUGGGUGUUAGUAUUUAUACAGUAGUGACCAUCAUUUUCUUAUUCUCAUGGUUGUGCAAAGAUGGCCUCAAAGUGUAUUUACAUUGACUGUGUUUACAUCGAACUGAAUGUACGUCGUAGGCGUCGCCGUCGUCCUGUUUUCUACGUGUUGCCCUAGUCGUGCGUCUCCGCUGCGUUACGUGCUGUACAAAAUCCACUCAAUAAAAGUGUUGUUCUUGCUUUCGGGGCCUUUCCUGCUUUUUCAUCUUGGACGGAAACGGCAGCGACGCCGGCGUGUCACCCGGGGGCAAGCGGAGGGUCGCCGUGGUCUGGAGCCUAUCCUGGCAGCCAAGGCUCUGAGACGGGGUACAUGGAUUAUACCCGAUACAAUAUACCAGAAGUCAAACUUGGGGGAAGAGGUGGGAACCUCAAAUGGUCUGCGUUAAACCCAUGAGCUGCAAAAAAAAAAAAAAAAAAAAAA